Molecule: messenger RNA, 570 nt
Organism: Gaeumannomyces tritici R3-111a-1
Lineage: Eukaryota; Fungi; Ascomycota; Sordariomycetes; Magnaporthales; Magnaporthaceae
Exons: 2
Coding region: 1-570 (189 amino acids)
Source: RefSeq, a predicted model, not a curated record
AUGUUUCUUGAGUGGGAGAGCGGAGGCAUCGUCGCGGCCAAGGUCCAUCGGGUCGGCCUAGAUACUGCCCCCAUUCCUCCGCGAACGGAAGCUGAUCCUGUUCUGAUUCCAAAGAAUCGGGCAUUCAUCGGUAAGGGUCAGCGUGCGGGCUGGCGCAGUUACAAGGGCAGCCGAGAGGGUGCCCCCUCAGGCGAAACCCACACACUGAUAGAUGAUGAUGAAUAUGACCUCCUUUACCAGUACUACUACGGUGACGCCUUGGCCGAUGCGGAGGUUGGUGAUACCAGCGCCAGUGAGACAUGCCGUGUGGGCGGGUGUGUUAACCAGCUGGACUGGCAGGGAGCCGGCAGUGGCGAGACGCGCACGAUGGAUGCUUUUGGGCCGCGAGGGGCUCGUCAGAAGCUUCCUUUAGACCAGUUUCCCAGGCACGGCCUCCUCCUCCGGCGCUACACGGUUUCGUGGUAUUCUCCCAGCCCCGACGCGCUCGUAGGCCGGGAUGUCGCCGAUGGAGCGACCCGCCGGCAACACCAGCAGGACUUCGACCUCAACGCCCCGGAAUAUCUUCAGUAA